This is a messenger RNA of Medioppia subpectinata, 1407 nucleotides long. The record is from the annotation of a GenBank genome assembly. Lineage: Eukaryota; Metazoa; Arthropoda; Arachnida; Sarcoptiformes; Oppiidae.
AUGGCAACUAGUUGUACGGCUAGAGGCGUACCGGACGGCCGGUGCUAUCAUAAGCAUCAAUGGGGCGAUUGUGUGAAUGCAUCCGUUUGUUGCGAUGGCGAGUACGUGAUUGCGAGGCAUAUGUGCGGCGGUAAUAGCCUGUGCUGUUUGGGUGCUGUAACCGAUAAGUGCAAAGGGAGACACCGAUCGGACAGUAAAGGCGUGGACAGCACUGUGUGGUCGUACCGGUCAUUAACCCGCAUAUCAUCGUUGAUAGUGUGCCGUAACGUUAGGGAACCGGUGGUCGAACAGGCGAUCGUCUACACGGUGUCAGCCCUUCAGGACCGGGAAUAUUACCACCAAAUGUCGGCCAAAGUGGGCUCCGACCUGACCCGGGCUACCGGCCAGCAGUGGUACGCCAUUGUGGGCGCCGCCAACUCGUACGACAUGUAUCUCAAGCCAUUCGCCGCUUAUAUACUGAUUUCGAUACAAGAGUUGGAGUUAAUGUUGUUUAGCACUAAUGUGUCCGACAGUUAUGGCGCCGAUUACGACGGCCCCGAUUAUUAUGGAGCCCCCGGUGGCGAUGAUUACCCCGAUGUGGGACAUAAUGUUGCUGUGGGACCCGCGCAUCGCAUGCUUGAUACAGGUCCAUCGAUAGCAAUAAUUCGCAACGAACUGAACGACACUCAACGGGAAUUCACGGUACGGACCAUAGAUUUUGCGUUUAACGUGUGCGCCAACAGCUAUACGUGCGUUACGUACAAAACAGUCGGUGCACUCAAUCAGCAAUACGUGGCCCACAAUCGGGCGGACAGUAUGUCGGGCACCGAUGCCGGGCCUGACAACCAGUGGCAGUGCAUUGUCACCAGUAAUACGGCUACCGAUCAACUGGUGGUAGGCGUCGACUACAUGUCCAGUUCGUUACUGGAUGUUAUUUAUGGCAAUAGACAUCGUGUGGUUGUAUUCAAAGUUGAACAUGUUCACAGAGUACAGAAAUCAGAACUGACUGAAUGGGAUUUAAUAAAAAGUGCCCGUAAGAGUAUCCAGCUGAAUAAAACAAUAAUUAUGGACCAAAACCUCAUGGCGCCCGCAAAUCACGGGCGGCUAAACAGUCGAUCCCUACCUUUUCCGGCCUUUAAACAGCCACAAAGCUUAACAGCUCUGGCUAUGAAAGAUAUACGUCGGGCUGUUAUGACCCAAACAAAGUACUGGUCUAUAUGUCAGCGGUUGACACACGGGGGCGAUAUUCCGGGCCAGUUAUGGUGGGCCGAGUGUGUGGCCGGCGCUCAGCACACGUUCUCCAGGGCUGUCGCCGAUAAUCGUUACGAUAAACACUAUUUGAUUGUUAAAAUGGAUUCACUGGUCAUCAUAUUGUUUCAGAAAGUGCCUGAUGCUAUUGUUGAGUCUAAGCAUAUUCGUGCUGGCUAA